Vicia faba (fava bean) is the source of this 1500-nucleotide messenger RNA. The record is from the annotation of a GenBank genome assembly. Lineage: Eukaryota; Viridiplantae; Streptophyta; Magnoliopsida; Fabales; Fabaceae.
AUGCUUUCCCAAUUGGUAAAGGAAUAUUCUUAUAUGUGUAACUUUGUUGGUGUCUUAUUGAUGUUGUUAUCAUGUUUUAAAAUGUUGGUAGCACUUUGGUGCAAAAAAAACAAGUCCAGUAGUGUUAUUGGAAGUCCUCCAGGAAAUAGGGGAUUACCCUUCAUAGGAGAGACACUGCAUUUCAUGGCUGCCAUCAAUAGUACUAAAGGAGUCUAUGAAUUUGUUCGACUUCGCCGCCUCCGAUAUGGAAAUUGCUUCAAGACCAAGUUAUUCGGGGAAACACAUGUAUUUAUUUCGAGCAAGGAGUCAGCAAAGACAAUUCUAAGAAACGAAGGAGGGAAGUUCUCAAAGAAGUACAUAAAGUCAAUCUCCAAGCUCUUGGGUCCUGAUAGUUUGCUGUGUGCAGCUGAGCAGCAUCACAAACUUAUUCGAAGCCGUCUUUUCAGUUUGUUCUCACCUCAUUCUUUGUCUUCUUUUGUUCAACUCUUCGAUCGACUUGUAGUCAAAGCUGCAAGUACCUGGACAUGUGGGUCCCUUCUCAUCAUACAAGAUGAAGCCCUCAAGCUAGCUUGUAAGGCAAUGUGCAAGAUGCUAAUAAGCAUUGAAAAUGGUGAUGAACUAAUGGUAAUGCAAAAGAAUGUUUCUUGUGUGUCUGAAGCAAUGCUUGCACUGCCUUUGAGAUUACCAUGGACCCGAUUCUACAAAGGCCUUCAGGCUCGAAAAAGAAUUAUGGACAUAUUGGAGAAAGUUAUCAGCGAAAGAAGAGGCGGAAUCGCAACUAGCCAUGUAGAUUUUCUUCAACAACUUUUGGCAAAUGAUGAUAAUAAAUUAGAAAAAGAUGAAGUUAUAACAAGGCUAACAGAUGAAGAGAUCAAAGAUAAUAUCUUAACUAUGAUUAUUGCUGGACAGGACACUAUAGCAAUUGCAAUGACAUGGAUGAUCAAAUUUGUGGAUGAGAAUCAAGAUGUUCUUAAUGAACUUAAGAAGGAACAAGAUGAGAUUGAGAAAAAUUGUAGAGGAAGUGUGAAUCUUACAUUAGAGACUCUUUCUGAGAUGCAGUAUGCAUCCAAGGUAGUAAAAGAAGCACUAAGGAUGGCAUCUGUAGUGCAAUGGUUGCCUAGAGUAGCACUCGAGGACUGCGAAAUCGAAGGAUUUGAGAUCAAGAAAGGUUGGAACAUUAAUAUUGAUGCUAGAUCAAUACAUCAUGAUCCAAGUGUUCAUAACGACCCGAAUGUGUUCAAUCCUGCAAGAUUUCCUAGUGAGUCAAAACCAAACAGCUUCUUAGCUUUUGGGAUUGGAGGAAGAAUGUGUCUUGGGAAGAACAUGGCUGAAGCAAUGAUGCUGGUGUUUCUUCAUCGUCUCAUCACUCGUUUCAAGUGGAAGGUGAUUGAUUCUGACUCGAGUAUUCAAAAAUCGGCACUUUUUACAAAACUUAAGAGUGGUUAUCCCAUUCGUUUGAUAUAUGUGAAGGAAGAAGAGAUGAACAAAAAAAUUGUGUGA